Molecule: messenger RNA, 468 nt
Organism: Odobenus rosmarus divergens (Pacific walrus)
Lineage: Eukaryota; Metazoa; Chordata; Mammalia; Carnivora; Odobenidae
Gene: CIMIP1
Product: chromosome unknown open reading frame, human C20orf85
Exons: 4
Coding region: 55-468 (137 amino acids)
Source: RefSeq, a predicted model, not a curated record
GAGACGCUGAGCCCGGGGCUGGUGCGUGCGAGCGCCCCUGAGACCUGAGCCCCCAUGGCGGAGAAACCUCUCAGCACCGCUGCGGCCGAGCGCAUGAACCUCGUGGCCCAGGACGAGAUCUGGAAAUACCGCCUAAAGGCUGAAACUGAAGCACGGCAAAACUGGGCCCAGAACUGGGGAUUUUUAACAACCCCUCUCGAGGAGUUGCUCAAGGGUGAAGAAAAACCCCCCACCCCAAAGCCCAAAAUCGAGCUUCCCGAGCGGUUCCACAUCCGGCCCGUGACCCCAGUGGAGAAAUACAUCAAGAUCCUUCCAUCGCCCCCAAUCCCAAAGACGACCCAGGGCUUCAUCGGAUGGAGAUCCGGGGUGCCCGGCCUGAACAAGUGUCUGGAGCACGAUUACGAGAUCAGAAGCUGCAAGGGGGCAUAUGCCAAAGAGCUAGGCUGGCCGAAGCAAGGCAUCCACUGA